CUGUGCCUUUCAGUCCGAGACAUUCACAUAUCAAUACAGGGCUGCGUCAGUGCCAGAUCAGAGCCGGAGUUCAGCUUCAUACGCUGCACAGAGACACUCAGAGUCCAUCAUGAAGUCUCAGCUGAAGUGUAUUGUGAUCUUUGCGCUGGUGUGCUGCUGUGCGGUGCUGAUAGCGCUCAUAUUCUCUGCUGUAGACGUGUGGGGGGAUGACGAGGAUGACAUCACUGAGGGGAAAUGCAGCAGUUCCUGUCGUGUUGUGCUUGUUGAAAAUAUUCCAGAAGACCUGUCCAUUCCAUAUCAGGACACAGUUUCCCUGGCCGCUGGUCUCCAUGAGCUUUUGGAUCAAGCACAUCGGUCUGUUGAGAUCGUGUCACCAUGGUGGGCACUGAACUCCACCGAGUAUGAGUCGAAACCUCCCCAGGCCAAACAGGGUCAGAUCUUACUGCAUCAGUUGAUGAGUCUGCGGUCUCGGUCAGUCAGUUUGAAGGUGGUCAGUGGACUAACUCAUUCCUCAGAGCUCAAGGCACUCACUCAGAGUGGUGCCGAGGUGCAUUACCUGAACAUGACAGCCCUCAUGAACGGUCAGCUCAACUCCUCCUUCUGGGUGGUAGACAGGAAGCACAUGUACAUAGGAAGUGCUGGCAUGGAUUGGAGGUCACUGUCUGUGAUGAAGGAGUUGGGCAUCAUUAUUUAUAACUGCAGCUGUCUGGUGUUGGACCUGCACAAAAUAUUUAGCCUCUACUGGCAACUGCAGUAUAAAGAGUUUUUGCCGUCAAUAUGGUCCAAGAAACUGAACGCUCUGUAUAACAGAGACAACAACCUUCAACUGCAUCUGAAUGACACGGAAGCAGAAGCAUACUAUUCAAGUUCUCCAGAUGUUUUCUGCCCAAAAGACCGGACGAAAGACCUUGAGGCCAUUAACAGAGUCAUUCAAAAGGCUGAGACAUUUAUCUACAUCUCCAUAACCAACUAUCUACCAAUGCUCAACCGCAACCAACCCAAGUACUGGUCACGCAUUGACAACAUGCUCCGAGAAGCAUUGAUUGUGAAAAAAAGCAUCAAAGUACGCCUGUUAAUAAGCUGUUGGGAGCAGACUGACCCACUGACAAUGAACUUCCUGUGGUCUCUCAAAGCACUGUGCACAGAGUCAUUACGCUGCUCAGUAGAGGUGAAGUUCUUCAUUCCACUGAAGCAGAGCAAUGGACAUCUCUAUGGAGUGAAUCACAACAGAUACAUGGUGACGGACAGAUCUGUGUAUAUAGGGAAUUUAAACUGGGUGGGCGAUGAGUUUGUCUACAGCGCCGGUGUUGGUGUUGUGAUCAGUCAGCAGGUGAAGCAGAACAACUCAAGUGUAGUUGAACGGAUGAAAGCUGUGUUUGAACGAGACUGGCACUCCCACUACAGUAAAACACUCCAGCCAAACAACAUCCCAGCAUGCAGCAUGCACACGGCAAACGAUUCUCUCUGAAAACAUGUUUGAAGAUCACAUGCAAACCUUAAACUUAUCAAUCAAUUUGUUGGCUGUUUCCUUUCAAUUCUACCAAACACCUCGAGUUAAUAUAGCAAUCAAGGCUUUCUAUCGAAACCAUCUUUUGUAAGGUUAUAAAUAUUUUGCUAUAUUGUUUGGCCCAGGUUUCACCUGUUAUUAGGAUGCAUUUUCAUAAUGCAAUCAAACGUGGUGCUGUCAGACUUCGUUUUAUUCGCCUCCUUUACCCUAUUGUUUGGCAGCAAGAUGACAUGGUUUGUCUGUACUUUUGCACAUUACUCUGCACUCCCAUGAUUAUAGGUGCUCACAGGAGAUGCAUUUGAGAUACAAACAUCACAAAAAUGCAUCUUAAUGUCACAUGGAAAUGUUGUAUGAAUUGUUUUAAGAUGUUUGUCUCUGUUUAAGUGUUGCACUGAGACUUUCUAUUCUCAAAAUAAUAAUUCCUUGCUUUAACGAUAAGGGGGAAAAUGUUUUCAAUGUCACAUUCAUUUUGAAUGUGCUUCCAGAUAUUUUUUACCAUUAAACGGUGAUGCUUAAUUAAAAUUAUGCAUUUUCAAGCACUGUAUCUGAAAGUUAAUUUAAUAAUUUUUACAGGCAGGAUUUUACAAAAUCUUUCUACAAAUGUUCAUAUAUCUUUUUUCUUUUUUUUUUUUGCUGAUUCAGUAUAUAUCUGCAAGGUGAUUUAUGUUGAUGUAUGUUGUUUCAACACAAAUCUGUAAUAAAACGUAAUAAAUGUAAUAAAAUAUUUAUCUCACAAAAAUGCAUGGAUUCACUACAGGGGGAUGUUUUAUUACAGAUGCGCAUGAAUUUUCAUUCUCGGGUAGCUAACCCUUUAAGUCUGCUAACAGCAAUGAGUCUGUUAAAUGAUAUUUAUCUCUUGACUGAUUCUGGAGACUCUGUGGUUCUUAUUGUUUUAGAUUUCCCUCUUCUCCCGCACCUCAGACCUGUGGCGUUCAGCAAGGCUCUAUCCUAGCCCCGUCUCUAUUUUCUCUCUAUAUGCUACCUCUAGGCUCUAUUCUAAGGAAACAUGGUGUCUCUUUUCAUUUCUAUGCAGACAAUACUCAAAUCUUCCUACCAAUCAAAAGAAACAAUUCAGAAGUGAUUACCUCUCUUCAGCAAUGCUUCCAGGAUGUUAAAGCAUGGCUCGCCCUAAGUUUCCUCUUCCUAAAUGAAGGCAAGACCGAAGUAAUUGUUUCUGUUUUAAUGAGAGUUCUCAGUAUAUACGUCCUAAUUUGGACAGUUUAUCAGUUUUUAGAUCUUCACAGGUCCGGAACAUAGGUGUUCUUGUCAGCCAGCAUUUAAAAUUUGAUACACAUAUCUCCUCUGUUAUCGGAUCCAGUUUCUAUCAACUUCAUCUAAUUUCUAAAAUCAGAGACUUUCUCACUCCCAAAACUCUAGAAAUCUCAGCUAGGUUACUGCAAUUCCUUAAAAAUGUAGAAAUGUCUGAUUGCGUGUGUUCAGCUAGUCCAAAACGCUGUGGCCAGACUUCUUGUGAAGUGUUGCAAACAUGAACACAUCACUCCAAUUCUCAGAUCUCUACACUGGUUUCCGGUUCAUCAGAGAACAGACUUCAAAAUUCUACUCUUUGUUCAUAAAUCUUUACAUAACCUAGCUCCUGUCUACCUCUCUGAAUCCUUCAUUUAUACACUCCAUCUAGAAGAAUUUGUUUUUCUUACUUAUUACUGUUAUGCUGUAAUUUUUUUUAACAGGUUGUUCAUAUUUUUAUCUGGUUUGCUUUCUGAGUAUGUUUUUAUAAUUUUCUCUUCUGUAAAGUACCUUGGUCAACCUAGUGGCUGUUUGUGAAUGUGCUAUACAAAUAAAAUGAACUUGAACUCCUUGCUAUUUUCUAUUUUUGGUUAUUCUUUUUACUUUUUACCCUGGCCACUGUGGUAUUUGUUGUCUUUGGAACAGCUUUCUUAUUUUGGUCCCUAAACAGGGUCGUAACAUAAAUAUUAUAUAUUUUU
Messenger RNA from Carassius auratus (goldfish), 3450 nucleotides. Its product is annotated as inactive phospholipase D5. The transcript has 10 exons. Lineage: Eukaryota; Metazoa; Chordata; Actinopteri; Cypriniformes; Cyprinidae. Gene Ontology annotation, molecular function: catalytic activity. The record is from RefSeq and is a predicted model, not a curated record. Bases 110 to 1468 code for a protein of 452 amino acids.